CUCGUCGGGGAUCCUCCUGCUGCUAGCGCUGUUCCUUUAAGAGUUGGCCUACGUGGCAGACGCAGGAGACAGCAGCGGCUUUAGCAGCAGUAGAGAGGCACUUCCUGUGGAGGAGCUUGCAGCAGCAGCAGCAGCACCGGCGGAGGCAGGGGUGUGCGAGCCCAGGCAGCAGGCAGACACCCAGCCUGGAGGAAUUCCCCACUGCAGCACCCACCCAGCAGCUGAGACCAUGGGCCAGAAUGACCUAAUGAGCACGGCUGAGGACUUUGCAGACCAGUUCCUGAGAGUGACGAAGCAGUACCUGCCCCACGUGGCCCGCCUGUGCCUGAUCAGCACCUUCCUGGAGGAUGGCAUCCGCAUGUGGUUCCAGUGGAGCGAGCAGAGGGAUUACAUUGAUGCCACGUGGAACUGUGGCUAUUUCCUGGCCUCCAUCUUUGUGUUCCUAAAUCUCUCCGGACAGCUGAGCGGCUGUAUCCUGGUGCUGAGUAGGAACUUUGUGCAGUAUGCCUGCUUCGGCUUGUUCGGAAUUAUAGCAUUACAGACCAUUGCUUACAGCAUUCUGUGGGAUCUGAAGUUCUUGAUGAGGAAUCUGGCCCUUGGGGGAGGCUUGCUGCUGCUUUUGGCUGAGUCACGGUCAGAAGGGAAAAGCAUGUUUGCCGGUGUCCCCACCAUGCGGGAAAGCUCCCCCAAACAGUACAUGCAGCUGGGUGGACGUGUGCUGCUGGUCCUCAUGUUCAUGACACUGCUACAUUUUGAUGUUAGCUUCUUUUCUAUUCUCCAGAACAUCGUGGGCACAGCCCUGAUUAUCUUAGUGGCGAUUGGCUUUAAGACCAAGCUGGCUGCCUUGACUCUGGUCAUCUGGCUGUUUGCCAUCAACAUCUACUUUAAUGCCUUCUGGACCAUCCCGGCCUACAAGCCCAUGCAUGACUUCCUCAAGUACGACUUCUUCCAGACCAUGUCUGUCAUUGGAGGGCUUCUCCUGGUGGUAGCGCUGGGUCCUGGCGGCGUCUCCAUGGAUGAGAAGAAAAAAGAGUGGUAACAGGAGCAGUGUAGCUUCUCAGGACACAACAGCUUAGGUCCAGGACUGUUUCUCUACGGAUUCAACAAAAACUGCCAGCAUUUUACGUGUACCUGCCCCUCCCAUACCUUCCCCUGCUAAAGGCACAGAUGUCUUGAGAAUUUAAUUUACAGUGGCACCAGUAAUCUGAUAAUAGAUGAUAAAUCCUACUUCGAGGAACAUUGCUUAAGUUUUUAUUUUUGUUGUUUUUAACUUCCUAGAAUUGGAACUAACCCAAGGAAUCCACAUUUCAUUGAGUACUUCAGUAAUGGCUUUUAAAUUUAAAGUACAGUGAGCAGAUACACAGCAGUAUCAUUCAGUGUGCUGUUUGGUUAUUUUUUCUGUUUAAAUCUUACAAGUGAAUUCCCCAUUCCCUUCAGAGAACUAAAAAUCCUCUGUGUAUAUAAAACCCAGCUGCUGGUUGGAGCAUUGUUUGUACAAUUGGAGCAUUACGCUAAGUGAAGACAUUGGUUUUAAAAAAUUACAGUGUUAUGUACCCAGGUCUGAGCAAGGGGAAGGUCCUUUCCACACCCCAAGACAGAGCGGGAGGGGCAAAGAGAAUGGCAGAAGCAGCUGCAUCCUUCUCUAGGUGAGGAAAGAGAGGGUUUCCAUUUUCAUUACAGAAAAUAAAUGUCUCAUUUCUUUUCCUGAGCGGAACCAGGGGGUGGUGGUGAUAUAUUGAUGGAAAGAUUUCAGUAAGAUGUUGGGGGUGGGUUAGUGGGAAGGGUCUCAAGACAGACUUCAUUUUAAAAUGUAGUGUGCCAAAAUCAAUCCUUUUCAGCAUUUUCCACCCACCAACAAAGGGGAGCAAGCCAGACAGUGAAUCCCAGAGACAGCUCCUUUCAGCAACCAAUCAGCAUUUAUCUAAAUGUGGCUCCAGGUUCUUUCAAUCUGAGCAGUAACUGGUGGAACUAAUAUUUGUGGAGCUGUGAAAGACCCUGUUCCUGGCACUGAAAGGCAGAAGCUCAAAUGCUGAGCAUUUCAUAAUGCAUGCAGGGUUCACAUCACCUCACCAGUGGGUUCAGAGCAGUGUCUGAUCUUCCAGCCCAGAGCACCCUUUGCUUUCUUGAUCCAUUUCUGCCAGUCUCUCUUGUAGAUGCAAAAUCUUUUCCCCGCACUGAGCAACAGCAGGUACAGAACUCUCAAGGGCAAGCACCUGCUCUGGCAUCCCAAUACUCACACUCAUGGGCAGGGGGAGAGAAUGCUUUCCUGAGCCGGUGCCAUUGUUCCUGUAUUAGACAGCAGGCAAAAAUCGGCUGUGUGAUGCCUUACUGCACUGAAUCUCAGUCCUGUCUCAAAGGGCAUCUGCCUCAUUUUUGACAGUAGUAGCUAAGACUUCUAGUGAGUGGAAUAUACUUGGCAGUGUCUUAACAGCUGGGGGAGGUAACUUUUAUGCAUUCUUACCCUCUGCUGUGCAUUUCACUCA
Mauremys reevesii (Reeves's turtle) is the source of this 2483-nucleotide messenger RNA. RefSeq names its product surfeit 4 (gene SURF4). Gene Ontology annotation, cellular component: membrane; endoplasmic reticulum; endoplasmic reticulum-Golgi intermediate compartment. Lineage: Eukaryota; Metazoa; Chordata; Testudines; Geoemydidae. The transcript has 6 exons. Gene Ontology annotation, biological process: Golgi organization. The coding region runs from base 230 to 1039 and encodes 269 amino acids. The record is from RefSeq and is a predicted model, not a curated record.